AGUGGAUCAUCGACAGAGCCGGUCUGUGUGUCUUUCAUUCAUCACCAUCAACCGAGGCACCGUUUCCCAUCCUGUCUCCUCCGACCAGCGACACCGAGGACAUCACCGUCGGCCAUCAUCCGCGGCGGGGCUGCGUGGGAAAAAUGACAUGGAUCCUGCUAUCGCACAACAGAGUGGUAUACUUAUGUGUUUGCGUCAGCAUGGAGCCUACUGGCAUGAAGCAGUGGAGCCAAGGAUCUACCCAGGAGACAUGAAUGAUUUUGGUGUCCAUGUUCUCAUCACUUGACCAACAGGAUAAUCUACUGAAGACAUGGCAUUCAUCGAUGUUUGGUUCCACUUUCAUCAUUACUGUGGAACCAUCUUGACAACCCAAGAUUGAUGAAUACAGAAGUUAGGUGUGAGGGCUACAUGAGGUAUCUGAUCUUCUCAUGGCAUCAUAGUUGCAGAGUACUGUAUUGUGAAGUACUGUCCGGAACAGAGCCUGCUGCAACUACUUGAAGACAUCACAAGCAAUGCUAUUAGCUCAGUUGUUUCAAGAUGAAGAUUGAUACCAGCCUGACAAUGCCCCAGCUUCCUGAGGCCCUCUCCCAGGCAGGCCUUCAGUUCACUGUGGCCACUGAGGAGGAUUUUGAUGAGAUCAUGGCUAUGAGCCAGGAUAUCUAUGGAGGCCUUGACUACCUGCCCACUAGGUACACCAGCUGGCUGCAGGAGACCAACCGUAUAGUCAUAUUGGCCCGCAAACAGGGAAAAGUGAUUGCUCUGGAGUCGGUAUGUGUGAUUGACAAUGGGGAAACUAUGCUGGUGGAAGGUCUUCGUGUUGCCCCUCAGGAAAGGGGCAAGGGUGUGGCAGGAGUUCUGUUGCGCUUUUGCUCUGAGCUGGUCAAAUCCAAGUAUCCAGAGGUCAAAGUAACCCGUUUGACCCGUGAUGAUCAGCUCGGACCCAAGGAUUUCCAGAAGUAUCGCAUCAUAACCAAGCAGGGUAUUUUGCUGGUACGCUUUAGAGCCGAAGACCUCAAACUUCGACUGUCUGAGCUUGGUCUGGGUGAAGAAAUCCAAUCCUCUUUGUCCACCUCUUCCCCCAACCAUCCACCAGUGCGUCUUGACCAUACAGCUAUCCAUCAGCUGUAUUUAACCACUGACCUGAUGCAGGGAGUCCUUCCCAAUGCCACCAUCAUUCAAGACUGGCAGCCCUUCAAGCCUUUGCCCAGCAACAUGGCUAUCCUACUGAAGAAAGACAUUGACUGGAUGGUAGAUGAUCUGACCAACCCUACUGUAGCCAGCCUCUGCACCUUCCCUUUCAGGGUGCCCAUUGGAGAUGAUUGGUAUUACCUGAACAUUGAUGUGUUUGGGAAGGACCUGGAACUGGCUCGACAGCAGUUCUUAUGCCACCUGCAACGCCACACCGCCACCCUGAAGGGCCAUGUGAUGUGCCAGAUGUUUCUGGAUCCACCACUCUGGAAGCCCAUGGCCGAAUUCUGCCAUAACACCUUGAGCGUGGAACUAGUAAAGGAGUACACUGAGCAGUGUGUGGUGGAGUCAGAUGUCAUUUAGUUAAAAAAGGUGGAUGGAAAGGAGUAGAAGAUGACGGAGCUAGAAAGGAAUGAAGAUAAGGGUCUAGACAACAAUGAAUGGACACAACACAAUUAAACAUUGUAUUGAGGAGAUAGGAACCAAGGCAAACAAAAUGUAGUUUCAACAAAGCAAAACAAUGCAGUGCAGUCAGUUAAACUUAACAAUACUCUAACAAAUACAAGAUGUGGACAUAAAAUGAUGAACACAUCACAUAAUCAACUGUAGUGCUGUGAUAAAAAGUGUAUUUACAAAAAUGAGAUGUUGACACAAUUUUACUAUUAUUUUUGAAUAGGCCUAUCAUUUGUAAGGCCAUAGUUUUCAGGUGUGAUAAUAUUCAUAGCUUAAUAUAAAUAAUUAGUGCCCCCAAUAAACACAAAGAUGGAAACCUUCUAGUAGAGGCCAUCAUGGAUCAAAACCUUUAGACCAGAGCUGUAACAGACCUGUGAAAAACAUAACCAAAACCAAAGUUCAUAAAUUAGAUUUCUAAACAGAAACCCAAUCUGAAAGGGUUCCAAAGGCAGUUAGCAAUGUCAGGAUGGUUUUGCAAUUGUUCAACUUUGCAAAUUUGUGAGUCAGACAGCACAUAAGUUGAAUGGUGCAAAACCAUAACGAGUGCAUCCAGAGUCUUGCAGUUCCAUUCAGACAAAUUUAUUUUGGUCCAAAACAUCAUGGUUAUAAAUGCUGAUGGGACUGGGCCCCAAUGCAGUCCAAUAACACUAACAACAACACUAUAAACAGUAUCCUCAAAAGCGAUCAUGAUGCAAUGAUUGGAAGUGCUCUUGAUUAAUUGUCAUACCACCCUUUCAUGUCAUACCACUAUAUGUGGUAUGACAUGGAAGGGUGUAGUGAAGGUGAUGAACAUGGGGAAAACUUUCGCACACUGGCAGUGAUGUGACCUAAAACCAAAACACAGUCAACAUGCAAAUGCUAUUCUUUGAAUAAAAUUUUAAGUACGCUUAGGGCAUCUCAAACCUUUCAUCUCUGUUCUUUCUGUAAAUAAUCUUUUAAAUAUGUACACAAGCUGAGUUGGGUUACUAAAUCUGCACAACUCUGAAGGCACUUUAUUAAAACUACACACAGGUUGUGUCUUUGUAAGAAUGAAAAGGAAUAGUUCAGGAUCAAAUAGGGCUAAUUUACAGACCCCUUCACUUGUACUGAUGCAUGCAUCUGCUAACUAGUAUUACCUUAGGAAUAUCAACAACAAAUCCCGGCAGAAACAACAAACAAACCUGUUAAUGAAAUGAACAUGCUCAAUCACAAAAUGGCUGAUGAUUUAUCCUUCAUUAUGGUCAGACUUUUGUCUUCUUUAGUUUCAAAGUUUUGACUGUAUAUAUACGCUACUAAUUUAAUAUUUUCACUGAAAUGCUGCAUGAAAUUUUAACAGAAAUUAUUAACUUAUGAAGCUGUAAGUGAAAUCUAGGUUUACUUUCAUAGAUUGCUGGUAUAAUGACAAACAAAAUACUAAUGCCUGAAAAAGUUUAACAAACUAUCAUGCAGUUUACUGCUGACUUGAGUUAACGUAGUGAGAAGGAAGAGGCUGGAAAUAAUGUUGUUAGAAUUAACAGAAAUAUACUGUUAUAUGUUUUAAACAUCACUAAUACUAGCUGACAAAAACAUUUUAGUUUUUUUAGUGUUCCAUGAGAAUAUAAAACACCAGUUUUCAGACAAGGUUCAGUUAUAUUAGGGCAGUCUGUAGUUUGUACGAUAGUUUUCUAGAGACAAACAGAAUAUUGUGCAUUAUACCAUGGGCAAGGAUUUUACUCAUUUCUGCAUGACUGGAACUUUCCAUUAAAAUCAGGACACCUAGUUCUUCUCAGCAGUUAUGUGUUGGUUCUCCUUGUCAUAGACUCUCCAAGUAUGUGGAACUGUAAUGGAAGAAUGAACAGCAUUUUUCCAAAACAUAUUCUCUUUUUUGGGGAGGGAAGGAUUUGUCUGUGUGAUUCACUUGUCUGUAUGAAAGUGGGACAAUAGCAACAAUAAUUUACACUAUGUUGCCAUUUAACUCAGCUGCAAAAGUGUUAACUCUGCUGAUCCCCUAACUUUUCAAAGUGCCAUCAGUAGUUUAUAUAUAUAUAUAUUUUUUUUUUUACUAAACUGUGGCUUGUAUUAGUCCACAAUCAAGUUCAAAUUUAUUCCUAAUACCUGCUAAAAUAAUGACAUUAAUGACAGCCUCAGCUGUAAUUUUUGCUGAAUGCUAAUUAGCAAAUGUUAGCAUGGUAACAUGGGAAAUACAGAUGGCAAACAGCAUGAACAUGAUACCCAUCACACAUAUGUGAACUGUAGCUGUCAUUAUGUUAGUAUACUGACAGAGCAUUUAACACAAAGCAUCGCUGGGCCUAAGUACAGCUUUACAUUUACUUUGGUGAGGCCAUGGUAUAAGCAAAAUACCAGACACAAAUUUGUCACUGUAUGUAUAAUAAUGAACUUGGUAGAGGAAAUUACACAUUUUUGGUCUACACCUUACCUGUUGUCCUUUAUUUUCUUAUACUACGAUACCUGCAUUAUCACCUAGACCUACAUCUUUAACCCCAUG
Scatophagus argus is the source of this 4105-nucleotide messenger RNA. It is a transcript of the gene nat16, whose product is annotated as N-acetyltransferase 16. The coding region runs from base 538 to 1551 and encodes 337 amino acids. Gene Ontology annotation, molecular function: acyltransferase activity, transferring groups other than amino-acyl groups. The record is from RefSeq and is a predicted model, not a curated record. NCBI's taxonomy places the organism in Eukaryota, Metazoa, Chordata, Actinopteri, Scatophagidae. The transcript has 7 exons.